AUGCGCAUCCUGUGUGUUCUACUGGCAGUGGCAUGCUCAUCAGCGUUCGCUGGAAAAGUUAGUCCAACUCUAGGAGUAGACUACAGACGCCAGCCAUUGUAUAUGAAUAAGGAAGAGUUCCAAUGUCUGGAUGGAACUAAAAUUAUCCCCGCUAACCAAAUCAAUGAUGAUUAUUGUGAUUGCCCAGAUGGAAGUGAUGAACCAGGAACUUCUGCUUGCCCACAAGCUGUUUUCUUCUGUACUAAUGUAGGACAUGAGGGUUACUACAUCCCUUCUUCUCGAGUUAAUGAUGGCAUUUGCGAUUGUUGUGAUGGAAGUGAUGAAUAUCAAAGCAAUAGUUGCCAAAAUAUUUGCGAUGAACUCGGACGAAGCGCUCGUGAAGAGAGGGAACGCAAAGCGACAGUAGCUCGCAAUGGAUUCAAAAUCCGACAAGAGAAGGCUCUGGAGGCGCAGAAACUUAAGAAGGAGAAGGAAGAGAGUGUUAUUCCUCUUCGCGCCGAGAAGGAUUCACUCCAGCCACAAAAACAAGAGCUCGAACGUAUUAAGAAGGAAGCUGAAGACAGAGAGAAGGCUUUGACUGACGCUCACAGAGACAAAUGGAUUGCUGAGAAGUUUGAGAAGAAAAAGUCUGCCGCUCUUGGAUGGUUCGUGGACCUCGAUAAGAACGAAGAUAGCCAAGUUUCUGUCGCUGAGUUACAACAGUUGCCUUACUUAGACUCUGAUUUAGAUGGCAAAGUAACCGAAGAAGAAGCUAAGCAUUUCUUGGGUGACGUCGAUGCUGUUGACUUCAGUACAUUCACAUCUACUGUAUUCGAUAAUCUGAAGCAGUCCAAGAAAACUCAUGAGGCCGAUAAGAAGGAAAGAUCCUCCGAUGAUCUUGUCGCAGAUGAAGACAAAGUCGAAGACUUGAGUCAAGACGAAGAGGAUAACGACGAUGACACUAUGCCCCCACAUGACGAAGAAACUCAGCACGCCAUCGAAGCUGCCGAUUCCGCUCGUAAAGCCUUUACUGACAUGGAAAUCAAGGUUAAUACUCUUGAGUCACAAAUAAGAGAGGCUGAAACCUUCUUGAACGAAGAUUACGGAAGCGAUUUGGCUUGGGUAGCAUUAAAGGGUCACUGUUUCGAGCUUAACGAUCUUCAAUACAUUUACAAAGUCUGUCCCUUCGACAAAACUAUUCAAAAAGAUAAGAAUGGACAUGGCGAAACUAAUCUUGGAUAUUGGAAGUCUUGGAAUGGACAAGCCCCUAGAAAAUACACAGGUCAGAAAUAUGAUGAAGGUCUUCAAUGUUGGAAUGGACCUAAAAGAUCUACUCAGGUGUUCAUCGAAUGCGGAGAGCAGAACGAGCUAUACGAAGCCAGCGAGCCUGCUAAGUGUGAAUAUCAAUUCAAAUUCCGUACUCCAAUGGCUUGCAAUGAUCCAGAUAAGGAGGAGCCUAUGCAUACGGAGCUGUGA
Messenger RNA from Auanema sp. JU1783, 1455 nucleotides. The record is from the annotation of a GenBank genome assembly. NCBI's taxonomy places the organism in Eukaryota, Metazoa, Nematoda, Chromadorea, Rhabditida, Rhabditidae.